Messenger RNA from Lactuca saligna, 594 nucleotides. The record is from the annotation of a GenBank genome assembly. NCBI's taxonomy places the organism in Eukaryota, Viridiplantae, Streptophyta, Magnoliopsida, Asterales, Asteraceae.
AUGGAGAAAUUAGACGAUUUAGAAGAGACUUCUGAUUUGGGAUUUGAGUCAUCAACUAUUUCUUCAUUGGAUCAAGGAGCAGAUAAUUCGUUUGCUUACUAUACAACUUACCUCAGGUUAGAGCUGCAAACAAAAUACACACAAGAAGAGGUGGAAUAUGACUUACAAUUGGUAAUUGAUAAGGUUAAAGAAAAAUUGAGAGACAUAAAGAGCCCUGAAGUAUCUCUAUGGAGUACUCCCUUCUAUGAUAUCAAGUGGAUAAAGAAAAUUCAAAGUGAAAAAGGACUCCCUGUGGAUGGAUUUUUGUCUCUAAAACAAGUCCUCAUUCAGGAGUUGACAUAUUUGGCAACCGCCUUGGCUUUCUCGAGUUUAAAGCAAAUGUAAUUGAAAUGAAAACAUGACAAAAGGUGUGGAAUCCACGAGAUAAUCAAGAAGGAAUUCUUUAUGGUAUUUGACAACAUGGAUUGAAAUUUAUAGAUUUAAUGUAUGUCAAAUGAUUGAAAUUUAUUGAUUUACUUUUAUAGUUGUUGGUUUUAAAAUAUAGAUUUGAUGUAUGUUUAAAAAAUUUAUGUGUUGAAUAUGUAAUUAUUUUUA